Molecule: messenger RNA, 2121 nt
Organism: Lepisosteus oculatus (spotted gar)
Lineage: Eukaryota; Metazoa; Chordata; Actinopteri; Semionotiformes; Lepisosteidae
Product: butyrophilin subfamily 1 member A1-like
Biological process (GO): regulation of cytokine production; T cell receptor signaling pathway
Cellular component (GO): external side of plasma membrane
Molecular function (GO): signaling receptor binding
Source: RefSeq, a predicted model, not a curated record
AAACAAAGGUGUUGAAACACAACUUAUCUCAACAGAGUAGAUGCACAUAUUUUUCAUUGUGAAAAUGCUAAGAAUUAAUCUGUUUAGUAAUACUGUACAACCAACCACAUCAUUCGUACAACACAUGUACAGUAUGACUUGCAAUAUUUGGCAAUAAACAGUAGAAUCACAAUUGUAAUUGCCAUAGAUCAAAUAACCAAAGAUCAAAAAAUAGAGCAACAUUUGAGUGGAGGGGAAUAGCGUUCUUUAACUUUUGCACGUCUGUGUCUUAAAUCAAAUUGAGACAGGUGUUGCCCAGGGUUUGGAUCAGGAUGGGCUGUGAAGGAAAUACAGAAAAGAUUCUGAAGGGGCCUGAUCCUGAGGAAAAAAAUGUGAAGAACUGAUAGACAUAAGAAGGACUCCAGUUCUGUUUGGGAAAACGUUGUCUCUGAACAUCGGAAAGAAAUCUUUCUGCAGUCUGAACAAUGAUUACAAUCUGAAGGUGGUUAGGACGGAAAAGAAAUGAAGUAUGACCAGUGGGAGUGUUUCUUUGCAGUCCUCCAGCUCCUCCACCAGAUGUUUGUCUCAAGAUCAGAAAUGUUUCAGGUUCUUGGCCCAGUUGAUCCUGUUGUUGUUUUCCCUGGUGAAGAUGCUGUCCUGCCCUGUUACCUCUCACCAGACAUCAGCACUGGGGACCUAGAGAUCAAGUGGUUUCGAGAAGAUUACAGAACAGCUGUGUGUUUAUACCAAUAUGGGAGCUAUAACUUUGAAAAACAGAACCCUUCUUACAGCGGAAGAGCUGAGCUUUUCCCAGAGGAGCUCCCCAGAGGAAACAUGUCUCUAAAACUGAAGGAUGUGAGGCGCUCUGACCAUGGAAAGUAUAAAUGUGUGGUGGAGUCUGCAGAACAUUAUGAAGAUGCUCUCAUUGAUCUGUCCAUUAGAGCUCUGGGUUCCCAGCCCUCAGUGUCUCUCCACUCCUCUGGAGGAGCUGAGGACCAGCUGCUAUGUAGAUCAGAGGGGUGGUUCCCUGAACCUGCAGUGAUCUGGACAGACAGGGAUGGAAACGAUGUGACAUCACUGUCCAACACCACAGUGGAAAAGGACAGUCUGGGGCUACUUAAUGUCAGGAGCUACAUUCCUGUCACACAGGAAUCCAACAUUUUCUCCUGUCUGAUUAGAAGUGUUCUACCUGAACCCGACUGUGGAUCACAGCUCCACAUAUCUGGAGACAUUUUCCAUGGACCCUCUGGAUGGAUGGUGACUCUUUUCUUAACAAUAGCUGUUACUGUAGCAGCAUUAGCAUUUCUGGUGAUCCAGUGGAGAAGAAUGGAAAGGGAACAGAUGCUCUGGGAAUCCAAACGAGAUACAUUAGUACUUCUUAAAGAACUAGGAGUAGGGCGGCCCAUUCCUAAUCAAGCUGAUGUGAUUCUGGACCCUGACACAGCAAAUCCUGCACUCAUCCUGUCUGCAGAUAGGAAGAGACUGAGAAAGGGAGAAAAACAGGAUCUCCCCGGCAAUCCACAGCGAUUUGAUUACUGGUCCUGUGUCCUAAGCAGGGAGGGCUUCACCUUAGGAAGGCACUACUGGGAGGUGGAAGUGAAUGAUGACUGGAUAAUAGGGGUGACCAGAGAGUCUGCCACGAGGAAAGGGGGGAUCAACUUCACUCCCCGGGGGGGCUACUGGGGUCUGUGCUCUGGCUAUUCUGGUUUCUGUGCUCUCACGGACCCUGUAACGCGCCUGCAACGAAGUGGCCUACACAGGAAGGUGGGAGUGUGUGUGGAUAUAGAAGAAAGGCAGGUCUCCUUUUACACCGUAGAGUCCAGAGCUCAUAUCUACACUUUCAAUGAUAUGGACUUUAAUCAGGGGGAGAAGGUCUAUCCAGUCUUCAGGACUCGUGAUCGUUGUAAAGACCUUGUGCUGCUGCCCCCUGUCUGCUGUGGAGAUUACAGACAUCAACAAUUUUAAUUUAUGGCGUGAUCUGGGGUGUACAGUGAAGUCUUGACCACACCUUGUAAAAGGUAAGGUGUGUUUUAGGAUACAGUGUCUGUGAGAGACUCAAGACCACAUGAGUGUUAAAAUAUUUAAAGACAAUUGCUACAAAAAUAAAAAUGUAAAUUGACUGAGAUCUUACUCUUUAAACAU